Messenger RNA from Penicillium waksmanii, 903 nucleotides. RefSeq names its product pyrroline-5-carboxylate reductase. Gene Ontology annotation, biological process: L-proline biosynthetic process. The transcript is spliced from 2 exons. Gene Ontology annotation, molecular function: pyrroline-5-carboxylate reductase activity. NCBI's taxonomy places the organism in Eukaryota, Fungi, Ascomycota, Eurotiomycetes, Eurotiales, Aspergillaceae. The record is from RefSeq and is a predicted model, not a curated record. Bases 1 to 903 code for a protein of 300 amino acids.
AUGACUUCACCAGAGCAGACAGCAGCAUUUAUUGGAUGCGGUAACAUGGGAGGCGCCAUUCUCCAUGGAGUUCUCAAUGCCGCAUUCUCUCAAUCCAACUCGAGCACCGAGUCAUCUAAUGAUCGCCCCAUAUCUCGCUUCAUCGCCUGCACAAAGACGACUUCGUCCGCGGAGCGCUUGAAGGCAUCUUUGCCAGCAGAGCAACAGCCCCACGUUGAAGUCACAUCGUCUCAAGCAGUGCCGAUAGAGAUCAUGAAACGAGCAGAUGUAAUUGUCCUAGGUUUCAAGCCCUUCAUGGCCGAAGACGUUCUCGGCUCGAAGGGUGUCCGUGAAGCGCUGGCCGGGAAAUUGGUGAUCAGCCUGUUGGCGGGGCAAACACCUCAGGACCUGACCCGAAUGGUUCGCGAAGGCACAUCCGGAUCCUUCACGGAUCCAGUCGUCGUCAAGGUUAUCCCUAAUAUGGGUGCACAAUUCGGCGAGUCUAUGACUAUUAUCGAGACUCCCGAGGAGCCUAUUCCCGCACAGAUGACCGAGAUCGUGGAUUGGAUGUUCACCAAGGUCGGUGCGAUCAAGUAUUUGCCUCCGAGUCAAAUGGAUCUCGGAUCUGUUUUGGUCGGGGCGGCUUUGGCGACUCUGACUAUUCCCAUUGAGGGAAUUCUGGAUGGAUGCGUUGCGGAGGGACUUAAGCGGCCGGAUGCUAUGGAGCUUGUAUUGAAGGGAAUCAGAGGUCUCUCGGCGGCGCUUGAGUCUGGAAUCCACCCUGCUGCUCUGAGGGAAAGUAUCUCAUCUCCUCGAGGAUGCACUAUUCGGGCACUUUUGGCUCUUGAAAGAGCAGGAAGUCGGGCGGACUACGCCGAUGCUAUUAUCCAGGGCACCGAGCACUUGAAGACGAUGAAUAAAUAG